AUGAGUGGAAGCAACAAUAAGGCCGGUGCCGCGUCGAAGCCGGGCCAAGGCGGAUUCUCAGCGAUAGGGCCCGGUAGCCAGUCGCUUUUACUGGACAAGCUCAACGUACGGAGAUCGACUCCAGAUUCGGAGGCUCUCGCGAGCUCGGAUGACGAGGCCGACCCCCAUCGUCAGGAUCAGUCUCAUCCGUCCAUCCAGCAUCAAAAUCCUGUCCGUCGUGCCUCUUGGCUCAACGACGCCUCUCAGGCCUCACCAUCGCAACCCAGAAAAGGCUCCUUUGCGAGCAGCAACAUGUCGCCGACAGCCUCACACCCCAGCACUCCUUCUGCCGAACCAGGCGUCGGUGUUUGGGGCUCCCACUCUGCCCACAAUGCUGCCAUGAACCGUCCCCACCAAGCUCCGCCCGCUUUCCCAUGGGGAACUGGUAUCUGGAACACAGACCGCAGCAAGGAGCCACCGUCUAGGUUGAGUGAGGUUCUCCCAUCUCCCACCUCUAGUGGUCCCGGUAGUGCCAGCUUUUUCAACGGGGAGAGUUCUAUGUCACAAAUGUCUCAGAUGUCGCAGACGUCGCCUGGUCCACGCGAGCCCGGCUCCAACUCUCAGAUUCCAUUUGCCAUACCCCUUCAUCCCACUCCCAAGACGUAUCGAUCUCAAUCGUACUCAGUUGGCCAGCUCGAACCUGACUCUGGUGCUGCUGCCGCGAUCCCCUCGUCCAGCAUGAUGCCGGGACGAGGACGGCCGAUUGGACAUUCCGGGCUGCAACAUCGACCGUCGCGACCUAGUAUGUUGAGUGAGAUGUCCAAUGAAGGGGGCAUGCUAGGCAAGGUCAAGGAGGACGAGGAUGAUGAUGAUGAUAGCAACCACAGCCCCAAACAUGGAAACCACAUACACCAGUCAGCCGAAUCUAAGACGAUUGAGAUGCUCACUAGGGAGAAUGCGAUGCUGCGUCAACAACAACAGUAUCAGAACUCUCGGCUCCGACCACGGGCAUCGACAGCAGCGACAUACGGACUCGGCAACGGCUAUAGUGUCCACGAAGCCGUGCCCGAAGAGUCCGAUUUCGCCAUCGACGAGCUUGAUGAGGCCAAUGACGGGCAAGAGGCGGCAGUUAAGCGUGCUCUAGGUAGACGCAUGAGUGAAUUUGGUGCGGGUAUCUAUGCCAAUCGAUCGCCGUACCCGGUUGAGAACAGAAAACUGGAGAACGUCAAGAAGAAUUUCUGGCAGAGCUCGUUGGGAUUUGGCGGCGGCAUCGGUGACAUCCCGCAGAGUCGCAGGCACUCAUUUGCCGAUGUGCCCACCCGACAGGCCUCGAUAGGCUCGGUCGGAGAGGCUGUUGGUCUGCAUGAGUCGAAGUCCCCCGAUUUGUCGCAUUCGCAAGACUACGGGGCAUUCUCCGACGCUGCGGGGUACAACACCACCAGUCCUGUGUCGUACUUCUCUGGCAACAGCCAGGUUCCCGGUGCCCCACACCAAACCAUUGCGAGCUCGGCUUAUGGAAACCCCUAUCCGUCGCCGUAUGGUGGCAUGCCGUCUACUUAUGCCAAUCGUCCCCCUUCGCCGCAUCGCAACAUGUAUGGUAUAAGUCAGCCAAGACAUAACCAGCUGCUCCACAUAGUCCUCUUCAAAUGCUCACGAGCGGACGUCUUCUAUAUCCAGGAGGGUACUGGAUUGACAGUCAAGCCGGGUGACCUCGUCAUCGUCGAAGCAGAUCGGGGUACUGACCUCGGUACCGUCGAUCGAAGCGAGGUUGACUGGCAGACGGCCAAGGAGCUCAAGGAGCACUACGCCGAAGAGCACUAUAAGUGGCUAAUGAUGUACUCUCAGAAUGCUGCUGCCGCUCAAGAGGGCACUGGAGCCGGGUUGAUGGCUGCUUCAAACGGUAUGCAGGGCAGCGCCAUCGGUGGCAUGGGCCCACCCAGCCAGCACCAUAUGCAAGAACCCUCGGCUGGUGAACUCAAGCCGAAACUCAUCAAGCGUCUUGCUCAGAGUCACGAAAUCCACAAUCUUAGGGAGAAAGAGGGCAACGAGGCAAAAGCGAAACGUAUCUGCAUGCAAAAGGUCAAGGAGCACGGUCUCAACAUGGAGAUUCUCGACGCUGAGGAUUGGAAGAAGCUGACGUUCUACUAUUUUGCGGACGCGUACAUCAACUUCAACUCCCUCGUCACUGAUUUGUUCAAGAUCUAUAAAACCAGAAUUUGGAUGUCUGCCAUCAACCCGGCUUCCUUUGCCAGCCCAACUCUUGGUUUGCAAGCACCAAGUGGCAUAGGGCCAGGCGCUGUUGGCUUGGGAAGAGGUGGCGGUGCUGCGUCCACAAAUACGGAGCGACGACAAAACCAACAGGAUCAACCACCCACGUUCGCUGGAGGUAAUUCUGCCAGCCGGCCAUUCCAGUCUACCUUCAAUCAGCCUUUCACCUCGGAACGCUCUGGUGUUCCAAAUAGUGCAUACCCCCCAGCAGCCUACCCUUACUCUGGCUACGGCGCCUUUGGGAGUGGAGGUGGUGGCGGCGCUGCGCGGGGAGGUGCUCUCCCAUACGCACCCGGCAUGAUACCAGGCAUGGACGGUUACCCUAGCAGCUUUUCUCAAGCCGGCGACUACCAAGCAAUGCGAAAUCGAUUCCCAAGCCCCCACACCGCCUCGUCGACUCAAGACCCUGCUAACUCCGCUGUCCCGGGACAAAAUGAAUGGGUUGGGGCCUUCCAGGGAUUAUCCCUGAACUCUCGUUAA
Messenger RNA from Pseudomassariella vexata, 2727 nucleotides. RefSeq lists its product as uncharacterized. Gene Ontology annotation, cellular component: cytoplasm. NCBI's taxonomy places the organism in Eukaryota, Fungi, Ascomycota, Sordariomycetes, Amphisphaeriales, Pseudomassariaceae. The coding region runs from base 1 to 2727 and encodes 908 amino acids. The record is from RefSeq and is a predicted model, not a curated record. The transcript has 3 exons.